GGCGGGCCUGACGUGUGGCGCAAAGAGCCACUAGGGUUUGCGAAACGCGGGAGGCUGUAGGCUCGCGGGUGUUUUGGCCAUGGGGCUGCCGGAGGCGUGGAGGCUUAUGUCCAGGUUUAAUUCGUUGAAACGGACUAACGUCAUACUGCAACAUUUGAGAAUGUCCAAGCACACUGAUGCAGCGGGAGAAGUACUAUUGGAAAGAAAAGGUUGUGCGGGAGUUAUAACACUAAACAGACCAAAGUACCUAAAUGCUUUGAACCUUAAUAUGAUUCGGCAGAUUUACCCACAGCUAAAGAAAUGGGAACAAGAUCCUGGAACUUUCCUGAUCAUUAUAAAGGGAACUGGAGGAAAGGCUUUCUGUGCUGGUGGUGAUAUCAAAGCUGUGUCAGAAGCUGGAAAGGCAAAACAAAAGUUAGCUCAAGACUUCUUCAGAGAAGAGUAUAUGCUGAAUAGUGCCAUUGAAUCUUGCCAGAAACCAUAUGUCGCACUUAUUCAUGGAAUUACAAUGGGUGGGGGAGUUGGUCUCUCCGUUCAUGGUCAAUUCCGAGUGGCUACUGAAAAGUCUCUUUUUGCAAUGCCAGAAACAGCAAUAGGAUUAUUCCCUGAUGUGGGAGGAGGUUAUUUCUUGCCACGGCUUCAAGGAAAACUUGGUUACUUCCUUGCAUUAACAGGAUUCAGGCUGAAAGGAAGAGAUGUGUAUAGAGCAGGAAUUGCUACACACUUUGUUGAUUCUGAAAAGUUGGGCACGUUAGAGGAAGAUUUGUUAGCCCUGAAAUCUCCUUCAAAAGAAAAUAUUGCAGAUGUCUUAGAAAGUUACCACACCAAGUCGAAGAUUGAUCAAGAUAAACCUUUUAUACUUGAAGAACACAUGGACAAAAUAAACAGUUGGUUUUCAGCCAAUACUAUGGAAAAAAUUAUUGAAAAUUUACAGCAAGAUGGUUCAUCUUUUGCCUUAGAACAAUUGAAGGUCAUUAACAGAAUGUCUCCAACAUCCCUAAAGAUCACAUUAAGACAACUCAUGGAGGGGUCUUCGAAGACCUUGAAAGAAGUAUUAACCAUGGAAUAUCGACUGAGUCAGUAUUGUAUGGGAGGCCAUGACUUUCACGAAGGCGUUAGGGCAGUUUUAAUAGAUAAAGACCAGAAUCCAAAAUGGAAGCCAAAUGAUCUAAAAGAAGUUACUGAUGAAGAGUUGAAUAAUCACUUUAAGUCUCUGGGAAGCAAUGACUUGAAACUUUGAGGUGACUGAAUACUUCAGGUACUGUUUUGGAGCAGGAUUUGGCAAACUAGAGCACAGGGGUCAAUUCUGGGUCACUGCCUGCUUUUUUAUAUACCCACAAACUUAAGAAUGCUUUCUGCAUAUUUUUAAUGGUUAUGAAAAGAAUUCAAAGACUAAUGUUUCAUGACAUGAAAAUUGUAUGAAGUUCAAAUAUCUAUCUGUAAAUAAAGUCUUAUUGAAACAUAACUGUACUUACCUGUUUAUAUAUUCUGUAUGGCUGUUUUUAAUUGCCUAGAUGAAAUGGAGAUUGUCAGGUGUGCAAAACCCAAAAUAUUUAUUAUCUGAUCCUUUCCAGAAGGUUUGCCAACCCCUGUUUUAGCAGACGGGAAAAACUGAAGGUCUAAUGAUUGUCACGUUUGUGUAUCUAAAUGGGAACUUUAUUUUAGCUUUGGGUGGUAGUUUAUGUUGAUUAAAUAAACUUACAUAUAAAUUACUUUAAGAAAAACCCUGACUUUUUUUUUUACUUUUAAUGAAGUUUCUUCACAUAUAUUUGAAAAUUGAGUCUUCACAUAUAUUUUUAAAAUAAAAACAGAAGUCUCAGGCAAAGAGGAAAAGGUUUUUAUGAAGUGUUUUUCCAUAAUAACUCAAGCUGGGCCUUCCCUAAAGUUAACCAGAACUCCUCCCUGUUGGCAAAAGUUAAAAUAAUAUUUGCAGUAUUUGAUGGAUACUAAUAUGGUGGAAUGAGUAAUUAGAAUUUUGACGAUGGACACAAUCUGCUUCCUGUAAACUUUUAUAUAAAGCUGUUUUUACUCAGUUCAAGUAAAGAAGGAGAAAAUGAGAACUUUUGAUCAAAAUAGAAAUCUUCAAUAACUAAUACAGUUAAUAAGUGUUCUUUAAGGUAUGCAAGAAACAGCAAUGUAUUCCAGACUGAGACCUUGAAGCCUAGGUAAGAAAUACUUUUAAAUUAACUCAUUAGUUUUUUAUUCACUCCUCUCCCCCAUAACUAAGAUUUCUUCUUAUAAUAAUAUCAGAAAAUAGACUUAUGUUCUGUACCUGUUUCAUAGAUAAGGAAGUUAUAAUCAAGAAGGAACUGAUUUCCAUUUCUCAGUUCUUAAUAUGUGUACCAUGAAGUAUUUUUCUUCCCCAAAACUGAGGAACAGAUUUGGAAUAAAGAUGCCAUAACAUAUUAACAUUUAUAAUGUUAACACUUAAUUUGCACUUGACUGAUUCUAAAAUUUGUAUAAAUGGAAUUUUGUUCACUGUUAGAAAU
Messenger RNA from Condylura cristata (star-nosed mole), 2489 nucleotides. RefSeq names its product 3-hydroxyisobutyryl-CoA hydrolase (gene HIBCH). The transcript has 14 exons. Lineage: Eukaryota; Metazoa; Chordata; Mammalia; Eulipotyphla; Talpidae. Gene Ontology annotation, biological process: L-valine catabolic process. The record is from RefSeq and is a predicted model, not a curated record. The coding region runs from base 80 to 1240 and encodes 386 amino acids. Gene Ontology annotation, molecular function: 3-hydroxyisobutyryl-CoA hydrolase activity. Gene Ontology annotation, cellular component: mitochondrion.